AUGGGAAACACCCCCAGUGCACGCAGUGAGCCGCAGGUGAUGACUGCGUGGCGGCUGCUCGGUGCUGAUGCCACCGCUGCAGGGCGCCGGGUGUUGGCUGGAGGUUCUCCUGAGACGCCGGAGCUGCCCAACAUGGCCAGAAGCCUCAGAGAGUGCAGUGAGAAGCAGGUGAUGACUGCGUGGCGGCUGCUCGGUGCUGAUGCCACCCCAUGGCAGCUCAAUGCCGUGCCGCAUGGAGACCGCAUGGCCCCCCGUGCGCUGGCUCAAGGUUCUCAGACGGAUUUUGGUGAGGGAUGUGCAAGGGGGAGAGGAGCGAGGAGGCAGCUGUUUGAGGUGGGUGGUGAGUUUCCAUUGAAUGUGGACGGUAAUUUGGGCAAUAAGAAUGGCAGGAGUGACAGGGAAGGGUGUGCUGGUGAGGGAAGUGGGAGGAGGAGGGGAGGUGCGAGGAGGCAGCUGUGGGUGGUGGGUGAUGAGAGGGCAGUGGAUGGGAGCGGUGAUAGCAGUGAUGAAAGUGAUAGGAGUGGCAGGGAAGGGUGUGGUAGCGGUGGUGGUGAGGAAAGUGGGAGGGGAAGAGGAGCGUUGAGGCAGCUGUGGGUGGCGGAUGCUGAGAGGGCAGUGGAUGUGAGUGGUGAUAGUGGUGGUCAUAGGGGUGACGGGAGUGAUAAGACUGACAGGAGUGGUAGAGAAGGGUGUGGUGGUGGCGAGGGGAGUGGGAGGGGAAGAGGAGCGAGGAGGCAGCUGUUUGAGGUGGGUGGUGAGAGGGUUGUGGAUAUCAGCAGGGACAGGGUUGAUGGGAGUGCCGGUGCUGGUGGUGAGAAGAUCGGCGGCAACAGCAGGAUGCGCAAGGCAGUGCUGAAGCUGUUUGGGAAGAGCCGAGGGAAAUGGCAGAGCCAGAUAGUGCCUUUACCAGCCGUUGAGUCGCAUCAAAAGCCACCUCAUAGAGGCCAGAGCCUGAUUGUGCCUUCACCAGACCUCCCUGCCCUGCAUGAGGCAAUGCCUCAGUCAACUCAAAUGUCACCUCAUAGAGGCCAGACCCAGAUCACACCUUUCCCGGAUACCCCUGUCCUGCAUGAGUCGACUCAAAUGUCACCUCAUAGAGGCCAGUCCCAGAUCACACCUUUCCCGGAUACCCCUUCCCUGCGUGAGUGGAUUUAUGAGGCAGCAGAGCUGGUGGCGGGUCAGCCGUUACUGGCAAAGGCAGGGAUUGCUCCUGAGACAUCCCAAAACGAAGCAACAGCACCAUCACCAGCAGCAGAGCUGGUGGCGGGCCAGCCAUUGCCGGUGAAGGCAGGGAUUGCUCCUGAGACCAUGGGAGGAGGAGGCGGUGCUGCUGGCGGUUACCCUAACGUCUGGGCGUUAACCGGCGGGUGGUACUGCGACCCGAAGCAUUGGCGUCGCAACACCGCGUUCGCCUUGGCGGGCAUCUUUGCCGUCUGCGUUCCGAUCGCCCUGACGUCAGCACGGCUUGAGCAACGGCCGAUUGCCCCAAGUCGCGCCAUUCCCUCCCAGAUGUGGUGUUCCAACUUCCCAACCGAAGAAAAACAAGCAUCUGAGGAGUGA
Messenger RNA from Closterium sp. Yama58-4, 1560 nucleotides. The record is from the annotation of a GenBank genome assembly. Lineage: Eukaryota; Viridiplantae; Streptophyta; Zygnematophyceae; Desmidiales; Closteriaceae.